AUGAGUUUGUUUUCAAGGUCAUUCCUUUUCUUAGCUCAAUCCAUGUUUUCUACCCUCUCUACCAUUGGACACUUUCUAAAUAUCCAAAUAUUAUUAUUCAAGUCUAAUAAUAUUUUCUCACUUUUACUAUGGUGUUCCUUAAUAGCAUUUAUAGCAACAUUUUACCAAAAGAAAUGCUCAAAAAAUGUAUAUCUAGUGGAUUUUGCAUGUUAUAAUCCAUUUCCUAGAGGCAUUUGUAGUAAGGAAAUGUUUAUAGAACAAUCCAAACGUGUAGGACAUUUAAAAGAGAGCAUAGAUUUCCAAAAGAAAAUUCUGGAUAGGUCUGGAUUUGGAAAUAAGACUUAUGUGCCAGAGUCCUUAUUAGAAAACCCACCUAACAUUUGCACUAAUGCAGCAAGGAAAGAAACAGAAUCGGUUAUUUUUGGUGCUAUUGAUGAGCUUUUGUUGAAGACAAAAAUGAAGGUUGAGGAUAUAGAUAUUCUAAUAACAAAUUGUAGCAUAUUCAAUCCUUCACCUUCUCUUAGUGCUAUGGUUGUUAACCAUUACAAGCUUAAGCAUCAAAUUUUGUGCUAUAAUUUAAGUGGUAUGGGUUGUAGUGCUGGACUCAUAGCCAUCGACCUUGCCAAACAACUCCUAGAGGUACAUCCGAACUCAUAUGCCUUAGUAGUGAGCACAGAAAACAUCAACAGUGGAUAUUACUUAGGAAACAACAGAUCAAUGCUUGUCUCAAAUUGUCUCUUUCGUGUAGGUGGUGCAGCAAUCUUACUCUCAAAUAUUUCUUCAGAUUCCCACCAUUCAAAAUACCAUCUUAAACACACUAUUCGUACACACAAAGGUUCACGAGAUAAUUGUUACAAUUCUGUAUUUCAAAAAGAAGAUGAAACAAAUAAAAUUACAGGAGUAUCACUUUCAAAAGACUUAAUGAGUACAGCUGGUUUUGCACUUAAAGAAAACAUCACAACACUUGGAAAAUUUGUUUUACCUUUACUAGAAAAAUUCAAAUUUGUUUCAACUUUUGUUGUCAAAAAGUACUUUAACAAAAAAAUGAAGGUUUAUACACCUGAUUUUAAGUUAUGUUUUGAGCACUUUUGUAUUCAUACUGGUGGAAAAGCUGUUUUAGUUGAUAUACAAAAAGUGCUUGGAUUAAGUGAUUUUCAAUUAGAGCCAUCAAGGAUGACACUUUAUAGAUAUGGUAACACUUCAAGUAGUUCUAUUUGGUAUGUGUUGGCAUAUUGUGAAGCUAAAGGGAGAAUAAGAAAAGGUGAUAAGAUUUGGCAAAUUGCAUUUGGAUCUGGAUUUAAGUGUAAUACUGCUGUUUGGUGUGCUUUAAGGGAUGUUGAUCCAAUUAAGGAGAUUAAUCCUUGGAUGGAUGAGAUAAGUCAGUUUCCUGUUGAUGUAUCAAUUUGAAGUGGAGAUUUUGCAUAAUGAAAGUAGUUGUUGUGUGUGCUACACCAUGUAUCUUCAUUUUUAUUUUCAAUAUCACUAUAUGGUUCAUUUCACAGCCUAAUCUGGUUCGAAGGUCAAUUAUGCGCCAUCAAGUGAUUCCAACCCCCUUUCGAUCGCAAUUACAGGGAAUCGAACCGUGGUCAUCACUAUCAAAUCCAAUAUCAAUCCUCGCUAGACCAACUUGAUAGUGAAUCUUCAUCUUAAAAAAAACUAUUAGUAUUAAAUGAGAGGUAUUAAUGAAUGAUGUGUUGUAGUGUGUGUAUGCAUGUGUGUUUGUGUGAAAUUGCA
Molecule: messenger RNA, 1734 nt
Organism: Trifolium pratense (red clover)
Lineage: Eukaryota; Viridiplantae; Streptophyta; Magnoliopsida; Fabales; Fabaceae
Product: 3-ketoacyl-CoA synthase 2-like
Exons: 2
Coding region: 1-1407 (468 amino acids)
Biological process (GO): fatty acid biosynthetic process
Cellular component (GO): membrane
Molecular function (GO): acyltransferase activity, transferring groups other than amino-acyl groups
Source: RefSeq, a predicted model, not a curated record